This is a messenger RNA of Fraxinus pennsylvanica, 618 nucleotides long. The record is from the annotation of a GenBank genome assembly. NCBI's taxonomy places the organism in Eukaryota, Viridiplantae, Streptophyta, Magnoliopsida, Lamiales, Oleaceae.
AUGGCUCGUACCAAGCAAACUGCUCGUAAAUCUACUGGAGGAAAGGCUCCAGGGAAGCAACUUGCUAGUAAGAGCCAUGCUGUUUUAGCACUUCAGGAGGCUGCAGAGGCCUACCUUAUUGGUCUUUUAGAGGACACCAACCUGUGUGCUAUCCAUGCCAAGCGUGUCAUUAUCAUGCCUAAGGACAUCCAACUGGCUUGCAGGAUUAGGGAACCUAUUCUAUUGAGGAUGUUACAGAUUUUAGAUCAUCAAAUUCACCAUGCAGAAAGUCUGUCAUUUGAUGAGUGUGAACAUGUCCCCGAGACAUUACCAUAUGAGGUUCUUACGAAAACGAGUGCACCUCCAAAGAGUGAUGUACCUAUCAUCACACCUAGUAAUUUUCCCGAGGCUGAUGGCUUUGUAUUUGGCUUUCCCACAAGGUUCGGAAUGAUGGUUGCCCAAUUCAAAGCCUUUAUUGAUGCAACUAGAGGCCUAUGGAGAACACGACAGCUUGCUGGAAACGUGCUGGGAUCUUCUACAGCACUGGAUCUCAAGGAGAAGGAGAAAAGAGAGGUGGAUGCUGCUGCCGAUGCCGCUUAUAUACACACACACACACAUACAUACACGAAGUGCAGCUGA